GCGCGUGCGCCGAGGUUGGAGAUGAAGCCCGGAAUGCAAGACUUGGACGGACCUAGAAGAACUACUUCCUUGGAAACCAUCAGUAACGGCCAUGACUCUGGUGGUGACGUUCAAAAGUUCAGCGCUCCAUCGUCUUCUGCUCAUCUCUCAACAACAAGCCCUCGCCCAAGUGAAGCAGACGGUAUCGUGAUCCGCGCAUACAAGGCCAUCAUAAACGUCACAAACCUCCGCUGGAGUAUGACAGGCCUUCAACGCCAGGCACCACUGCUCGCCCUAUCAGAGGAGAACCAUCUCGACAGCCCCGGAGCGAGGCUCUCCGCCUUGCGCUCCAAGCUCCGCAACGAGCAGCACAUGGCCAUUGCGCUAGACAGAAUCGCCGCCGUGCUGCUGGUCGACAUGCGGAACGACCUGGGGGAGUCAUACGACGGACUGCGAGAAAGGGGCUUUCGGACGGCGAUUGUGGGCAACAAGAUGCUUGCCGGAGAAUGGGGGAAGUCGCACAAGGAGGUAGUUGAGGAGAUUCGAGCGGCUAUUGCGUACAGCUUUGCAGAGGACAUUAUUUCCCCUGGGAUUAAUCUCCUCUUGGGUUCACGAUCACAGGACGUCUGGGAGAAACGCUUCUCUCGUAAGAAGGUCGAAGCAUUGCAUCAACUCUUGAAGCAAACCGAGGAGGGUCGCAUGGUUUUGAUCCGCGCAAGUCAUCUAGACGACGCCGUGGUCACUAUUAAACGUAUUCUGAGCAUCCACAUUGGCUAUCGUUGGCGUUGCGAGAAGUAUGCGUCGAUGAACACAGCAGAGAGUCGCGAGAUGCUGUUUGAACAGCUGCAGAGCCAGCUGCAUGCGCAUGACACAGACAUUCGACGGCUGGAGAAUACCUUGUAUUUUACGAUGGACGCCUCAACUGCCCGGAGCGCACAAAAUGUAUUUGCAAAGUUUACGACAAAGAAUUCAGAGGAUGGCCAUGCCCCUAUUUCGACACAGAAGCGAAGGCCGUCCCUCUCAGUUGACGAUCAAUCACACAGAAAGCGUCAGUCAACAACUAAUACAGUUGAGAGAUUGCUGAACACAGAGUCAACAUCUAAUGCAGAGCACAUCAUUGAUGGACUGCCAAUAUUGGCGAGCUCCAUCACAAGCCAAGAACCACACGAGCUCAGGGGGACACCCUUGGCGAAUGGGGCUGGAGAUGCUCUACAUGUUGCCCCAGAAGACCAUACAAUGCUGGUGGACUCAGAGGGUGGCAUCCAGUCAAUCUCGGGACAUGCAGAAGUGCAAAGAGAAGCUGUUCCUCAGCGAGAGGACGUCGGAGAUUCCCUGAACUACCAAUAUGCCGAGCACUGGGGGUCCGCCGAGGAUGUCACCACCUUGGACGAUAUACUCAGUCUCAGCUGGUAA
Molecule: messenger RNA, 1392 nt
Organism: Trichoderma citrinoviride
Lineage: Eukaryota; Fungi; Ascomycota; Sordariomycetes; Hypocreales; Hypocreaceae
Exons: 3
Source: RefSeq, a predicted model, not a curated record